This is a messenger RNA of Camellia sinensis, 1714 nucleotides long. Its product is annotated as cytochrome P450 81Q32. Lineage: Eukaryota; Viridiplantae; Streptophyta; Magnoliopsida; Ericales; Theaceae. Gene Ontology annotation, molecular function: oxidoreductase activity, acting on paired donors, with incorporation or reduction of molecular oxygen; heme binding; iron ion binding. The record is from RefSeq and is a predicted model, not a curated record.
CUUCACAUCCAUCUCCUCUCCUAAUUAAAUUAAUCAACUGGCCAUGGAAGUUAGUUUGCCAUGCGUAUUUCUCUCUCUUUUCUUUCUUAUUAUUGCUUUCAAGUUCUUGUCACGAGCAACAACUCAAAAGAAUCUCCCUCCAAGCCCACCGGCUCUUCCCGUCAUCGGUCACCUCCACCUCCUCAAACAACCUCUCCAUCGAACUCUCGACGGACUCUACCAAAACCUCGGGCCGGUCUUCUCCCUCCGGUUCGGGUCACGCCUCGUGGUGGUGGUGUCAUCGCCGUCCGCAGUGGAGGAAUGCUUCACCAAGAACGACGUCGUCUUAGCCAACCGCCCUCGUCUCACCAUCGGCAAGUACUUCGGCUAUAAUUACACCACCGUCGGAGCGUCCAAUUACGGCGACCACUGGCGCAACCUCCGCCGCCUCAUGGCGGUGGAAAUCUUCUCCACCAGCCGCCUCAACAGCUUCUUAUCGAUUAGGCGAGACGAAAUCAAGCUUUUACUCCGUAAAUUGUAUCGACACUCGUCUCAUGAUUUCGCCAGAGUGGAAUUGAAAUCCAAAUUUUCUGAACUGACCUUUAAUAUCAUCAUGAGAAUGAUCGCCGGAAAGAGGUAUUACGGAGACGACGACUUGUCGAACAACGAGGAGGCGCAGGAGUUCCGAGAGAUCGUGAGACAGGCAUUCGAGUAUGGUGGUGCAUCGUACCCAGGGGAUUUCUUACCGAUUUUAAAGUGGAUUGAUUACCAGAGUUUUGAGAAGAAUUUGAGGAGACUUCAUAAGAAAAUGGACGACUUCCUGCAAGGUCUGAUCGAUGAGCACAGGCGUGACAAGAGUAAGAACACCAUGAUCGAUCAUUUGCUUUCCUUGCAAGAAUCACAGCCAGAAUAUUAUACAGAUGAAAUUAUCAGAGGACUAAUCCAGAUCAUGAUACUAGCGGGUACAGAUACAUCAUCAGUGACAAUAGAAUGGGCAAUGUCCCUUCUAGUCAACCACCCAGAGGUAUUGAAGAAGGCAAGAGCCGAGAUAGACGCUCAUGUAGGCCAAGAUCGCUUGAUUGAUGAACCUGAUAUCUCAAAGCUACAUUACCUUCAAGCUAUCAUCUCUGAGACUUUCCGAUUGUUUCCAACAGCACCAUUAUUGUUACCACAUGCAUCAUCAGAUGAUUGCACUAUAGGUGGAUUCAAUGUGCCACGUGGCACAAUAUUGUUGGUUAAUGCUUGGGCCAUUCACCGAGAUGCUAAGGUUUGGAAUGAUCCUACAAGCUUUAAGCCUGAGAGGUUUGCAAGUGGGGAAGUAGAAGGACACAAGUUGAUGCCAUUUGGGAUGGGAAGGAGGGCCUGCCCCGGUGCUAGUCUAGCACAACGUGUUGUGGGUUUGGCUUUGGGGUCAUUAAUUCAGUGCUUUGAAUGGGAGAGGGUCACUGAGAAGGUAGUUGAUCUAACGGAAGGGAUAGGGCUUACUAUGUUCAAAGUUGAGUCGUUGGAAGCCAUGUGCAAAGCGCGUGACAUAAUCAUGAGCAACGUUCUCUCUUAAGCCGCAAACAGUGCUUCAGCAUUUUUGUGAAAAUUAUGUCCAUAUGUUCUCAUGUGUCAUGGUACCUUACUUGGUACAUUGUACUAUUUUUUAUUUUGUUUUGUUUUUUUAUUUAUGAUGUUUGUGGCUUAUAUAAGUUCAAAUAUAUAUUGCACGUGAGAUUGAUUUUUCAUAUAA